AGUAUGUAAAUUAAAGAACUGUAAACCCGUGCUUUUGCAAACUCCUCCAAUCAAAGCUAAGCGCAGAUCCUUCAUCGAUGAAAACAGUCUCAUUAGCUAAAUUCCAUUCUAAAUUAAAUUUCUUUCUGAUGGUUCGCUUCUCAGGUCAGCCUUCAAUCUUAUUUUGUUUUUGUUCUGCUUUGGCGCAAUUUAUGUGAUCUUUACCUUAAGCAAAAUUUAGCGGUAACUGCGAUGCUCUCUGCUUUGAUACUUUCAAAGAGAAUACCCAGAUGGGUCAAUCUAAAAACAUUCUGUUCUUCAAUUUCUUGCACUAAUAGCAUCCAAAUCAAUCCAGAAAUCGAUCAAAGUAUAGAAAACAGCUUGGAUUUUGAAGCAAAGAUUCAAUUUUUGAGGGAUAAGCUAUACCCUGAUAGCUUAAUCAAGGUUUUGAAGAGCACUAAUGAUAUAAGCUCUGCUGUUAAGAUUUUUAAAUGGGCUUCCCUUCAGAAGCGUUUUAAUCACACAGCAGAUACGUAUUAUUGGAUAAUUUUGAAGUUGGGUAUGGCUGGCAAUGUAGGGGAAGUGGAGGGUUUUUGUCAAAAUUUGGUAAGGGAUGGGAGCCCAGGUGUAGAUUAUGUUCUUGUUUUAUUAAUUGAAUCAUUUGUGAGACAUCGCAGGCUGAAUGAAGCGAUAUGCAUUCUUGUUAACAUGAAUUUGGGAGGUUACAAGCCUUCCAUUAAUAUAUUUAAUGUUAUUUUGGGAGCUCUCGUAGAGGAAAGGAGAGGUUUCCAAGAAGUGGUCUUUGUUUACAAGGAGAUGGUGAAAGCAAGAGUGGCACCUAAUGUUGAUACUUUGAAUUAUCUAUUGGAGAUUUUGUUUGAGAUUGAUAAGGUUAGUUCUGCUUUAGAUCAGUACAGGAGAAUAAACAAGAAAGGGUGUAGUCCUAAUUGUAAGACUUUCGAGAUAGUUAUUAAAGGUCUUAUUUUGAAUAAACAAGUUGAUGAUGCCAUUAUUAUUUUGGAUGAGAUGCAAAAAGUUGGCUGUCUGCCAGAGUUGAAUUUUUAUACAUGUAUAAUACCUUUGUUUUGCAGGGAAAAUAAACUGGAAGAGGCAAUUAGGUUGUUUAGGAUGAUGCAAACCUCUAAUUUGGUUCCAAAUUCAUUUAUUUAUGAGGCUCUGAUACAAUGUUUGUGCAAAAACCUUCAGUUAGAUGAUGUGUUAACGCUUCUUGACAAGAUGGUUCAAAAUUGUUUGACACCAGAUAAGAAUGUUCUUGUGGACAUUGUAAAUGGGUUUUGUAGAUUAGGAAAGAUUGACAAGGCUGUGAAGUUCUUGGAAGAUAAACUCAUACUUGAAACUUCUCCACACAAUGCGUUGCUUGAAGGUUGUUGUGAUGCUGGUAGAUUUUUUCUGGCUAAAGAUCAGCUUGAGAAAAUGUCUAAGAGAACUGUAGCUGAUUGUGAUUCUUGGAAUAUCUUAAUCAGGUGGCUUUGCAAGAAGGCAGAUGUUAAGAAAGCACAUGAACUUCUUGGGAGGAUGAUCGUAUCUUCACUGGUUCCCAACUGUGCCACUUAUUCAGCUCUUGUUAUUGGUCUGUGUAGGUUAAGCAAGUUUGAAGAUGCUCUACAACUCUUCCUGCAAUUACAAGCCAAAUCCUGGGUUUUAGAUUCUCUAUCUUACUCUGAUCUUAUUGAAGGACUUUGUAGGGUAGAAAAGUAUCUAGAGGCUACCGAAGUGUUUCACUACAUGUUUUCAAAUAGAUGUCCCCUCCAGUCAUUCUCAUUUAGUUUGCUGGUCAAGGGUAUCUGUAACAAGGGAAUGGUUAAUGAAGCUGUCAGCCUACUGCAGAUGGCUUUUGAUUCUGGUAUUUCUUGUGACAAUGCAACUUACAAUAAUAUCAUGCUUGGCUUAUCCAAAACAGACGAAGGAAGAAAUCUUCUAGUGUUUCUCUCACAAAUGCUGGUUAAGGGCUGCAAUCUUGAUGCAGAAGCGUAUUGCAUUCUGAUAAAAAGCAUGAUUGCACGGAAUCAAAUAAAGGAUUGUGCUUUAAUUUUCAAUACUAUGAUUAAUGAGGGUUUGGUACCUGACUCAGACAUGCUGCAUAAUAUGUUAUCAUGUUUCGCUAAUCAUUCUAAGUUGCAUUUGAUUUCAUCUUCAAUUGAUAGACUUGUUCCUAAUUCUGAAGUUCUGGAUUCAACCAUGUAUAACAUGCUGGUUAAAGGUCUCUGGAAAGAGGGCAAUAAGAAUGGAGCCCGUCAAUUAUUGGAUUUGAUGUUGGAGAAGGGUUGGAUCCCUGAUGCUACUACUCAUAGAUUGUUGAUUGGAUCUGUUGAUAGGGUGGAAAGUGGAGAGAAAAUGUUGACAUAUGAAAACUUUACCAUUAAAGAUAAUGUUCUUGACAUACUUGCUGAGGGCCUGGGAAAAACGUAAAAUUGGCAUUUUGAUUAUACCGACCGCUCAAUUUCUUCUUUCAAGGAAUUGAAAUAGUUUUAUCAAUUCUUUUUUAUGGCUGUCAUGAGUAGUAUGUGCAUAGUGUAGAUGUAUUAAUUCUAUUAGUGAUUUUUCUGCUGUAUAAAAUCUGUAUUAUGUACAAUGAUCUCAGACAUUCCAAAGGCAACUGACUCAACCUCAUUUUCAGGAAUGGCAAGGGCUUUUGAAUACUCUGCUUCAUUUUUCUAUAUCUUAAAUUCAUUAUUGAUUAAUGUGAGUUUAAUCAGGAAUUGCCAGAGCAAGUGCAAAGGGACAUUUUGCAGUGUGCUGCCAGAGAAACUGGCAAGCUUUUGUAAUAACCAGCAUCCUUUUGAAACUUAUUUAUCCUUUCCAUGUUGCUCAACUGUCAAUUCCGCCUUUUGAUGGUAUUUAAAAAGGCUCCUCUAUUUGUCAUUAGUUAUCUGAACAUGUUGGAAUCGUCGACUGGAAAAUGACCGUGGGAUGACUUCCAACCAGGGUGCAGGUGCUUCAUGAUGAGGAAAAGAUAUGGCAACAAAUUGAUUGCAAUUCCCAUAACAGAGUGAUAUUAUAGAGGCUUUUUUGUGUUUUCAGUGGAGUUGAGCCGUCUGAUCCAUUCAAGCUCAAGGUCUCACAUAUAAACAACGGGUCCCCCAUUUUCUUGUUGUGUCGUCUACACGUGAACACCACACCGGUCAUUCAUUUCUUUUAAUUUAAUUCCUCCGUAUUGUGUAUAGUUUGACUUCCACUUGAUGAAAUGUUUCAAGUUACCAAACUCUUAUGCUGGAUUUUGUAUGCUGAAUUUAUAUAAAAACAUAAAAGUAGUGGAUUCGCCUCACUUCA
Jatropha curcas is the source of this 3270-nucleotide messenger RNA. RefSeq lists its product as uncharacterized. Lineage: Eukaryota; Viridiplantae; Streptophyta; Magnoliopsida; Malpighiales; Euphorbiaceae. The record is from RefSeq and is a predicted model, not a curated record. Gene Ontology annotation, molecular function: protein binding.